Molecule: messenger RNA, 3366 nt
Organism: Hemicordylus capensis (graceful crag lizard)
Lineage: Eukaryota; Metazoa; Chordata; Lepidosauria; Squamata; Cordylidae
Gene: BIN2
Product: bridging integrator 2
Exons: 13
Coding region: 25-1923 (632 amino acids)
Biological process (GO): plasma membrane tubulation; phagocytosis, engulfment; podosome assembly
Cellular component (GO): plasma membrane; podosome; cytoplasm
Molecular function (GO): phospholipid binding; protein binding
Source: RefSeq, a predicted model, not a curated record
CAGAAAUUGCACGACGACACAGUCAUGGCAGAGAGCAAGACGGGAGGCGCGGGGCAAUUUGCAAAACGGGUCCAAAAGCAACUCAGCCGAGCCCAAGAGAAGGUUUUGCAGAAACUGGGGAAAACAGUGGAAACGAAAGAUGAACAGUUUGAACAAAGUGCAUACAAUUUUCAGCAGCAGCAGGCUGAAGGUCAGAAACUCUACAAGGAUCUUAAGGCUUUCUUCAAUGCCGUGAAAGUGAUGCAUGAAAGCUCCAAGAAAGUCUCUGAAACCUUGCAAGAAAUUUACAGUGAAGAGUGGGAUGGGCAUGCAGACUUAAAAGCCAUAGCACAGAGCAAUGACCUCUUGUGGGAAGAUUAUGAGGAGAAACUGGCAGACCAGGCAAUUAGAACCAUGGAGAAUUACUUGACUCAGUUCAAUGAAAUUAAGGAGCGAAUUGCUAAGAGGGGACGGAAACUAGUGGAUUACGAUAGCAGCAGGCAUCACUUGGAAGCCCUACAGAAUGCCAAGAAGAAAGAUGAAGCUAAAACUGCAAAGGCUGCAGAGGAGUUUGACAAAGCCCAAGCUGUGUUUGAGGAGCUCAACAAAGAACUAAGAGAAGAACUGCCAGUUCUUUACAACAGUCGAAUUGCAUGCUAUGUGACAAUAUUCCAGAAUAUUUCCAAUUUGCGAGAUAUCUUCUACAAGGAAAUGAGCAAGCUGAACCAUGACCUGUACGAUUUGAUGAGCAAACUGGAAAAGCAACACUCCAAUAAAGUCUUCAUUAUUAAAGGUGUAUCAAGCAACAGAGGCUCACUGGUAAUCUCCUCUCCUGUAAGCACAACCAACUCCUUUUUCAUGCCUUCAGGGAACAGCAUAAAUGAAAUCCCCAAAUCUCCUCCUGCUACAUCCUCAGAUCUUGGGAGAGAAUCUGAUUUGGCACCAGAGAUCACAUCCACGUCCAGUGGUGCCAGUGAAACAGAGAAAGAGGCCUUUGCAUCUUUGGCCACAGAAGCACAAAAUGAGGCAACAGAAGCAGCUACACCUGUCUUUUCAACUGCUAGUGAACCCAAAGAUAACAAGCAGGUGGCAAAACCAGAGGAGGGGCCUGUCAGCCCUUCCAGAGACACCAUCCAGACAGUUGAGGAGGUGGCAAAUAUUCUAACGGUAGGGAUUUUGUCAGAGGCAAUGCAUGAGGCUGCCUGCCAAGGCCAAAAUGUUAAGAAAGGUUCAGAAGAUAUUGCACAGCCCCCUUUGACAGAUAACUCUGAAGCCAGUGAUACUUGCAAGAAAGAGAGACUCCAGCUAAGGUGUGAAACUCCAUCAUCUGUACUGAAACAGGAAGCUGAGCCCACUGAAGUUGCCAAGGACAGAGCUCUGACUGAGGGAGCAAACCAUCAGGAGAACCAUGCGCCACCUGGUGAGAGUUCAGUUGGUCUUGAAAACAGUCCUGAGGAUUCUCUGUUCUCCACACAAGCUGAAGCCCUGCAAGAUGAACCACCAAGCAGUACCACCAAUGACUGCAUUACUUCUGCUCCACCAAAAGCAGGGGCCAUCCAUCAGAUGGCGCAAGAGCAACCAGAGACAGGGGGAGACAGGGAUCCUGAAGAGGAUGGCAGCAGUGAUGGAAGCAUGGAAGAAAUAGAUGUUUCUCCAAAGGCCACCAACACUCAGAUCAUCUCUAACUUCUUCCCAGAAGGGAAUGAUCAUAGCCAGCUUCCCCCUGGCUUCCUAUUCAAGGCUCAAGCAAUCCAAGCUCAUGCUUCAGAUGAUGAGAACUUCCUUCCAUUCGGAGAAGGGGAGAUCAUACUAGUGCUGUCAGAUGCACAGGCUGAGGAAAAAAGAUUCCUGAUGGGUGUAAAGGAGAGUGACUGGAUGGAGAGCCAGGAUAUGUUACAGAAAGGAAUGUUCCCCCCAGAUCUCAUCAAAUCAAUCCCAGCAUAAGUUCAGAACUGGGAACAGAACCAGGGUGAAGAGAGAACUCAAUAAAGGGAAAGUCCUACUGUCUAAAUGCUGUUUUCCCCAAAGCUCUUUGUUGUGGUUAACUCUCACUCUUUCCCCUCUCCUCACCCAUAUAACUUCUUGCCAGUGUGACACUUUGGGAAAUGUUUUAUUCUUAGUAUCCGCACCACACAUCUAAAUGGCUUGGGUUAUCCCUAUAUCUGAAGUCAGCAACUGGCAGCUCUUAAGCCAAAACUGGCUCCCUUAGAAUAGCUGCUUGGCUUUUGCUCAGGUAUUUUUCUGAGAUAAAAGAAAGGCAUGGAGAGAGCUGGACCUGUGAUAAGAGGAAUGGCUGGCAAGCUACUGGAUAGGAUGGGAAUUGGUGCCUUGGCCUACCAUACUGGCUUCCAGGCUAACACACUUGUGCAAACAUGUUGCACUAAUGCAAGGACAUAGCACUGGCCAGAUGCCCUCACUCAGGAGCUUGCAUUCUAGACUAGUGUUGCACUUGCACAACUCGAUACAGAACCUGUGGCAGAAAUAGACAUGCAUAUCCUGUCUUGCUACCCUUGUUGCGCAAGCACAGCUUUGAGCAUCUGCCCAGCCAAGCGACCUUCUUGCAUGUAUGUUGUUCUUUGUUCAUUGUGCCAGCACAGUGUUAGUCUCGAUCAUCAGCCACUGGCAAAACUAGUUGCUGUCCAUAGCCCUAUACCAAUUCAGCUAAGUGAGUCUGAAUUGCAUGUUUAUAUCAGAGAGCAACAGUACUGAUAAUGGUAGCCAAAUAAUACUUUGCCUCUGGUGUCCAACAAUGGAGCUUAUGCUGAAUUAUUAUUAGGACUGUCAUCUAAAUAGGGUUAUCACCCGAGUCAAAUUAAUUUUCACUGGUAUCUGCAUACUACUAAAACAACAGUUUUGUGGAGGAGAAGGCAUUCUUUAUUUUUUUAGAGGACACAUGUAUAUAUCAGAUCAGGUGUCAUCUUAUAAGAGGCAUUCCCUCUUGUAUGAGAGUGAAGGGGGAACACAUCUUCCAAGAUGGCACCAGCCAUCUUCAAGCACUUAUUUGAAAAAUGGUUAAUGGUUUUUUUUAAUGUAAUUGAUUUAGAAAAAGUUUUACUUGAUUAAUCAAACUGAUUAAUGCAUUAAAGGUUGCUUUCUUCAUUAGUAUAAUAGAUCCACAAGAUAGUGGGGUGAUCCUGCUUGGCUUAAUCCAGUGAUGGCUAUAAGAAUGGAUGGGAAGGGAGGUUUGCUUCUGCUUUGUAAAGCUGAAGAGAUAAUUGAGAAAAAAAGAAGUUCUGGUAAGAACUAAUCUGUCUACUUUCCUUUCACUAUAAUCUUAACUGAUAAUUACCAUCAUCACAAGUUAGCCCACUUCAGCCUUAAACGUUCACACGUCCACUAUCUUGAACUGAGAUGCAUGGUAUAAUAAUAAACUAUGCCAUUGAGGUG